AUGGCCUUAAACGUGGUAUCUCGGAAUGUUGUGAAGAAGGUGUUGGCUGUUGAGACACCCGAGGGUGCUGGAGCGCUCGUACGACGGUCCAUCGGAAGCGCAAGCUUGCGCAAUUUGACACCUUUCUUGUUACUGGAUCACUUCCAUGUCUCUGAGGGUGCCGGAUUUCCCGACCAUCCCCAUCGCGGUCAGGCAACCGUAACGUAUAUGCUCGAAGGAUCAAGUCGCCAUGAGGAUUCCGCCGGACAUUCUGGGACUAUCAAGACCGGCGGUGUUCAAUGGAUGACUGCCGGAAAGGGGAUCAUUCACGCGGAGAUGCCCGUACACGGAAAGAACGUGCCUGAGCCCCGAGGAAUGCAGCUUUGGGUAGACCUACCAAAGAACUCCAAGAUGACGGAACCGACCUAUCAAGAACUGGACCCUGAAGAAAUUCCAGUUGCGUACCCUGAAGGCAAAGAUGGCAACAUCAGCAUCAAAGUUAUUAGUGGAAAGAGCCAUGGCGUUGAGUCACCUGUGCGACCGCUUGGCGGGUGCUGGUACUUCCACGUGCUGAUGAAGAACGGCGCAACCAUGUUCCAAGAUAUUCCUGCCGGUUGGACAGCAUUCAUCUAUAUUUUGAAGGGUGCAGUUAGCAUCGGUGAAAGCGGUCCUGUUAACGAUGCCUUCCAUACUCUCGUUCUUUCUAAUGUGGACGGUGAGACUGGUGUGCAAGUGACAGCUGCAACAGACGACACUUCGUUUGUCUUGGUCGCUGGAGAGCCUCUCGAUCAGACUGUUUUCCAAUACGGUCCUUUCGUGAUGACGAACCAGGAGGAAAUCCAGAGGACACUGAUGGACUACCGCACGGGUCGUAAUGGGUUCGAGAAAGCGCACACGUGGAAGAGUAAGAUUGGGAAUAUGUGA
Molecule: messenger RNA, 903 nt
Organism: Suillus bovinus
Lineage: Eukaryota; Fungi; Basidiomycota; Agaricomycetes; Boletales; Suillaceae
Product: RmlC-like cupin domain-containing protein
Exons: 13
Coding region: 1-903 (300 amino acids)
Source: RefSeq, a predicted model, not a curated record